Lagenorhynchus albirostris (white-beaked dolphin) is the source of this 204-nucleotide messenger RNA. RefSeq names its product barrier-to-autointegration factor-like. The record is from RefSeq and is a predicted model, not a curated record. Bases 1 to 204 code for a protein of 67 amino acids. Gene Ontology annotation, molecular function: DNA binding. The transcript has a single exon. Lineage: Eukaryota; Metazoa; Chordata; Mammalia; Artiodactyla; Delphinidae.
AUGGGGAAAGAGCCAGUGGGAAGCCUAGCCAGCACUGGCAAAGUCCUGGGCAAGGAGCUGGAGGAAAGGGACUUUGACAAGGCCCAUGUGGUUCUUGGCUGGUUUCUGGUGCUAAAGAAAGAUGAAGACCUCUUCCGGGAAUGGCUGAAGGACACACGCGGCGCCAACGCCAAGCAGUCCCGGGACUGCUUCGGGUGCCUGUGA